This is a messenger RNA of Musca vetustissima, 3930 nucleotides long. It is a transcript of the gene clu, whose product is annotated as protein clueless. NCBI's taxonomy places the organism in Eukaryota, Metazoa, Arthropoda, Insecta, Diptera, Muscidae. The record is from RefSeq and is a predicted model, not a curated record. The transcript is spliced from 6 exons. Gene Ontology annotation, molecular function: mRNA binding; protein binding. The coding region runs from base 109 to 3930 and encodes 1273 amino acids. Gene Ontology annotation, biological process: intracellular distribution of mitochondria. Gene Ontology annotation, cellular component: cytoplasm.
GAAGAGGUAACUGUACCCGAGGGAGAAGAAACCUACGAAGAAGACAUCAAUUUAGAUGCUCUCCAUGACAACGGUAUUACUGUGAACAUUCAAAGUCCCGGUGCAGAAAUGUGGUCAGUCCAACUAUCUAGCAUGGAACUUGUCCAGGAAAUUCAUCAAUUGCUAAUGGAUAGAGAAGACACAUGUCAUCGUACAUGUUUCACAUUGCAAUUAGACGGUGUUACUUUGGAUAAUUUUGCUGAAUUGAAAACCAUCGAAGGCUUAAAAAAUGGUUCGACCAUAAAAGUCGUAGAAGAACCCUACACAAUGCGGGAGGCAAGAAUUCAUGUUCGCCAUGUCCGAGAUUUGUUAAAAAGCAUGGAUCUAGCGGAUGCAUAUAAUGGUGUCGAAUGUAAUUCACUGACAUUCUUACACUCCAUUACUCAGGGUGACUUGUUGGAAAAGAAGAAAUCUCGACCAGAUUCUGUUGAUUGCACACCACCAGAGUACAUUAUGCCAGGUGUGAAGGAAGCGCCUUUACAACCCCUGCAGCCUGGAGUAAAUAAGAACUCCAAGGGACCGCAAGCUUUGAAGGUUCUCACAACAUCGGCAUGGAAUCCACCACCUGGUCCACGCAAGCUCCACGGUGACCUUAUGUAUUUGUAUGUCGUUACAAUGGAAGAUAAGCGUUUCCAUAUUUCCGCCUGUCCUAAGGGUUUCUAUAUCAACCAAUCAACUGAUGAUGUAUUUAAUCCAAAACCAGACAAUCCCAGCCAUUUAAGUCACUCCCUAAUCGAUUUGCUAUCGCAAAUAUCACCAUCUUUCAAACGUGCCUUCCAACAAAUGCAGAAGAAGCGUACAUUACGCCAUGCAUUUGAAAGGGUAGCUACACCCUACCAAGUCUACCAAUGGACAGCACCUCAAUUGGAGCACACAAUUGACGCAAUACGUGCCGAAGAUGCCUUCUCUUCAAAAUUGGGAUAUGAAGAACAUAUCCCUGGCCAAACUAGAGAUUGGAACGAAGAACUGCAGACCACAAGGGAGUUGCCCAGAAAGACAUUGCCAGAACGACUAUUGCGGGAACGCGCUAUAUUUAAAGUUCAUGGCGAUUUUGUUAUUGCGGCCACGAGAGGAGCAAUGGCUGUAAUUGAUGGCAAUGUUCUAGCCAUUAACCCAGGGGAAGACCCUAAGAUGCAGAUGUUUAUUUGGAAUAACAUAUUCUUUUCAUUGGGUUUCGAUGUCCGCGACCACUACAAAGAGUUGGGUGGUGAUGUUGCUGCUUUCGUAGCACCCCGCAAUGAUUUGCAUGGUGUUCGUGUUUACAGUGCCGUCGAUGUUGAGGGUUUGUACACAUUGGGCACUGUGGUGGUGGACUAUCGCGGCUACCGAGUAACUGCCCAGUCUAUUAUUCCUGGUAUUUUGGAAAGAGACCAAGAGCAGUCUGUAGUGUAUGGAAGCAUUGAUUUUGGCAAGACCGUUCUCUCCCAUCCCAAAUAUUUAGAGCUACUCCGCAAGGCUGGAAAGCACUUGAAAAUCUUGCCACAUUCUGUUCUAAAUGAAAGGGACGAACCCGUCGAAUUGUGUUCUUCAGUCGAAUGCAAGGGUAUAAUAGGAAAUGAUGGUCGCCAUUAUAUUUUGGAUUUGUUGCGAACUUUCCCACCAGAUGUAAACUUCCUAAAAUUAGACAUUGAAUUGUGUCCCGAACUAAAGGCCAUGGGUUUCCCCAUUGAGCACAAGCACAAAUUGUCUUGUUUGCGCCAGGAAUUGUUAGAAGCAUUUAUUGAAGAUCGUUAUGUUAGUUUUAUAAGAAAUGCUGCUCAACACUUGCAGCAAUUGAAUGCAACUAAGAAAUCUCAGGAAGAAGAAGCUAAAGCCACCGCCGCCAUCACAGAAAAGGGAGAAGAAACCAAAGAUGAAAAACCAACAGACAACGAACAAAAGAAGGUCGAAAGUGAAGAGAAGGUGGAUAGCACCGAGGCUAUUGAAAAUGCCUACGACGCUAUUAAGGAAGCCCAAUCCAGUGUGGCAACUGCUGAUGAAACUCAAGCAGCCGAAGUGGUUAAACGCGCUUGCGCCGCUGUUGGCUCUCUCAAGGAGAAGGAAUUCGAUUUCCGUUUCAAUCCAGAUGUCUUCUCUCCAGGCAUUCGCCACGUUGACGACAAAGAGGGCAACUCGUUGGCUAAACAAAAGAAGUUGGUACAAGAAGCCGCCGAAUUUUUGGUGUUGAAACAGAUUCCUGCCUUUAUUAAAGAACACAUGAGCCAUACUUCGCCUCCCAUGGACGGCACUAGUGUUACCGAGGCCCUUCAUAGUCAUGGUAUCAAUGUACGUUACUUGGGCAAAGUGAUCACAAUGCUGGCCGAAGUGCCACGCAUGGAAUAUUUGCACCGCAUUUCUGUCAUGGAGUUGAUAAUUCGCGCUACCAAACACAUAUACUACGCAUACAUGCAAAAUACAGAUGCUAUGCAUCUAUCGGCUGCAAUCAGUCACUUUUUAAAUUGCUUCCUCUCGUCUGGACCUGCGAAUCCCAACACCGCUGCCGAAGAAUUGAAUAAGAACAGUAACAACGGCACCAAUACUAAGCGCGGCAAGAACAAGAACAAAACAUCUGGCAAAAAUAACCAAAAGAAUGGUCAAGCCACAAACAAUGACAGCAACGAUUGGGCCCUUAUGACACCAAAGACUUUGUGGCAACAAAUCAAAAAGGAGGCGAAAUCCUAUUGGGACUUUGACAUUGGCUGUGAUUCGAUAGAAACUGCCAUAGAGAAAUACUCGCUGCAAAGAGUGAGCAUACUUCGUGCCUUCUGCCUGAAGGUGGGCAUUCAAAUAUUGCUUCGUGAAUACAAUUUUGAGUCACGUAACAAAUCGACAUUCACCGAAGAGGAUAUUCUCAAUGUGUUCCCCAUUGUGAAGCACAUCAAUCCUCGGGCUUCCGAUGCUUAUAAUUUCUAUAUGUCGGGCCAAUCAAAGAUCCAACAAGGUCUAUUCAAAGAAGGCUAUGAGUUGAUAAGCGAAGCAUUGAAUUUGCUGAACAACGUAUUCGGCGCAAUGCAUUCCGAGAAUCGUUCGUGUCUUCGUAUGUUGGCCCGCCUUAGCUAUUUGUUGGGUGACGCCCAAGAAGCUCUGGCCAUUCAACAGAGGGCGGUCAUUAUGAGUGAACGUGUAAAUGGCAUCGAUAAUCCAUGUACCAUCUUAGAAUAUACACAUUUGUCCCUCUACUGCUUUGCAAAUGGUCAAGUGAGCACUUCCUUGAAGUUGCUGUACCGUGCCAGAUAUUUGUUGGUAUUGAUAUGUGGUGAAGAUCACCCCGAAGUCGCCCUUAUCGAUAGUAAUAUAAGUUUGAUUUUGCACGCUGUCGGUCAAUAUGAACUAUCUUUACGUUUUAUUGAACAUGCUUUGAAACUUAAUUUGAAAUAUUAUGGAAACAAAUCAAUGCAUGUCGCUGUUAGUUACCAUCUGGUAGCCAGGACUCAGUCAUGCAUGGGUGAUUUCCGCUCAGCCUUAAAUAACGAAAAGGAAACCUAUGCCAUAUACAAGUCACAACUGGGAGAAACACACGAAAAGACCCGUGAGUCUGCCGAAUGCCUCAGACUUUUAACGCAACAAGCUGUGCUUUUGCAACGUAAAAUGAAUGACAUAUAUUCGAACGGUAAACUCACAACAGGACUGCCUCCAAUCCAUAUUCAACCACCCACAAUGGGAUCUGUGUUGGACAUGCUCAAUACCAUAAAUGGUGUUUUAUUUGUGCAAAUUAGCCAAAAGGAUAUCGCACAAGUGAAAAAUGAAAUUGAAAAGCAUUUGAAGACCACCAAUGAAGUAAAUGAAACCACUGAGGCGCUUAAGAAGUUGACCGUCAAUGCUGGAACUGAUGCUGCUGAUGCCCAACAAACACUAACAAAUGGCAACGAAGCAACUAGCACUGAUGCGGGUGAGAAGGCCGCAUCUAGUUGA